Molecule: messenger RNA, 2211 nt
Organism: Caenorhabditis remanei
Lineage: Eukaryota; Metazoa; Nematoda; Chromadorea; Rhabditida; Rhabditidae
Exons: 7
Coding region: 1-2211 (736 amino acids)
Molecular function (GO): phosphatidylinositol binding; ubiquitin binding; metal ion binding
Source: RefSeq, a predicted model, not a curated record
AUGGCGAGCAAAUUUCAAAAAGUACUCGAACAAGCAACAGACAGUACACUGGUUGAACCGAAUUGGGAGGGAAUUAUAACAUGCACAGAUAUGAUUCGAUCUGGUGAAGUUCCAGCAAGACCAUCCCUUCAAGCAAUUAGAAAGCGUCUCCAGCACGAAAAUCCCCACGUUGUCAAUCACACUCUUCUUGUACUCGAUGCAUGUGUGAAAAACUGCGGACAUAAAGUUCAUGCUGAAGUGGCAACUCGUGAAUUCAUGGAAGAUUUCAAAAACUUGGUUACUGAGAAUAAGUAUGAUGAGGUAAAAAACAAGUCACUGGAAAUGUUGCAAUGCUGGGCAACUGCUUUCGCCAACAAACCAGAAUACAAAAUGGUUGUCGACACUCAUAAUCUCAUGAAACUUGCCGGAUUCGAUUUUCCAUCAUUGAAAGAGGCAGAUGCAAUGUUCAUGGCUCAAGUUGCUCCAGAAUGGGCUGACGGACCAGAAUGUUAUCGCUGUCGUUCCAUAUUCACAGUGUUCACUAGAAAACACCACUGUCGAGCAUGUGGUCAAAUCUUUUGCGAUAAGUGUAGUUCAAGAGAAAUGGCCUUGCCGCAGUUUGGAAUCGAGAAAGAAGUUCGUGUCUGUGAAACUUGUUACGAGAAGAAAGUUGCCGAGAUAAAGGAAAGAUAUCCUGCUUUGAAGAAACAACUUGCUGCCGCUAUUGCUGGAAAGAAAGGUGUCACUCCAACAUCGGGCGAUUCAGAGGCUGAUCGAGCUGCCAAGGAGAAGUUAUUGAGAGAAAAAGAAGAGGAGGAUCUUGCUUUGGCCAUCGCUAUAAGUCAAAGUGAAGCUGAAGCUAAAGAAAAAGAGAAACAAGCAAAUAUGUAUUCUUUGUAUAACGGAAUUAAGCCGGAAACAGAUUUGGGUGGUUACAAAGGUGCUGCUGAACCGAGUACUGCUCCUCCUCCUGAUGAAACAUCUUCGGAUCCACUUGCAAGAUAUCUCAAUCGAGAUUAUUGGCAACAAAAGAAAGAAGGAAAACUUGAAGAAUGGGCAGCAUCUUCAACAACUGGAGCUCUUUCAGCAACUGCUCCACCACCUUCUGAGCCUUCUAUUGCACCAUCAAUUUGCUCUACUUUGAUGGGUCCAGAUGAAAACUCAUUGAAUGCUGAAAUUGCUGCAAUGUCAUUAGGUGUAUCUAAUGGAUUGAAUAAUUCUGUUGGUGACGAUGCUAAAGCUCAAGCCGACGAUACAAUGCGAUGGUGUCAAUCGAUCAAAGAUCAAGUAUCCGUUAUGGAUAACAGAAUUCGGUCGAACUUGGCUAGAGGACGUCCUGUAUUCAAUGAUUCUGCUAUACAGGAUUUGUUCACGAGAUUAACUGAAUUCCAUUCGCAUGUCCUCAGUCGAAUGCAUACACUUGAUGAGCAACGUGGAUAUUACGAAGGCCUUCAAGACCAUCUGGCUAAUAUCGGAGAAGCAAGACAAGCGAUUGAUGAAAUGCGCGAUGAACAUGAACGAAAGAGACAAGAACGACUUGCUGAAGAGCAGAGAUUGAGGCAAGCUCAAAUGCAACAAACAUUGGAAAUGAUGAGAAUGAAAAAGCAUGCAAUGCUAAUGGAACAACGAGAGCAAGCGCUUCAAAGAUUCCAACAACAACAGCAAGAAAUGGCUAUGCGUCGACAACAACAAGCCUAUUACAAUCCUCAGAUGGGUUAUGGGGCUCCUCCGGGACAACCUCAACAGCCAUAUUACGGAUAUCCACAAGGACAGCAUGCUCCAAAUCAGUACCAACAACCACAACAACAAUCCCAGCCGCAACCCCAACAGCAGUAUUACCAACACUAUCAAAAUGGUCCGGCAGUUCCUCAAACUCAAACAACCACCAACCAACAUCAAGCCUCGAUGCCACAUGCUCAACAAUACCAACAACAGUAUCAAGGAUACUAUCCACAACAGGGCUAUCAACAACAACAAGGAGAAUCUUCAGGAUAUCCAUCACAACCUCAACAACACCCGAACUAUCAAAAUGGAACAUCGACACCUGUAGAAAACGGGCAAUACUCGAAUCAACAUUCUGCUGAAAUCAAGCAAGAACAGCCAGUUCACAUGUAUCAACAGCCGGCUGCCAAUGGUCAUAAUAGUUAUGGAAAUGUUGAUCAAAAUGCUGGACAACAAAUUCAUCAACCACAACAACAAAUGGCUGAGCAACCACUCAUUUCAUUCGACUAA